CACACAAGCAGCCGGCGACCCAACUCAGCUGAGAGAGUUGGCGAUUAAGCCUCUGCCGCGAACAGACAAGAAACGCGAAAACAACACAAAGACAAGGAUGUCUUCUUACGUGACUUCGGACUGUCACCGCGUCUGCCCGUCCUCUCACGGGAACCGGUUUGACACAGCGCACCGCAAAAAGGCCGUGGGUAACAUCUUCGAGAACGUCAACCAGGACGCUCUGAUGAGGCUGUUCCAGAAAACGGGAGACAUGAAGGCGGAGGAGCGGGUGAGGAGCAUCUUCUCCUACGCACAGGACCCCGAGGAGACGGCCAAAGCCUUGAUGGCCCUGAAACAGCGCAAGAAGGACAAGUUCCUGCGGAUCGCAGGGAUGGUUCGGAACCUGCUGAAACUCCGCUGACUGUUCUAUAUCGACUCGUGACGAGUUGUUUUGACCCAGCAUACACGUUUGUCAGCACGCUGACACCUGGCUAAGAGGAUGUUCAAGACCAGAUGGCAAACGACGGGGAGAUGAGCUAAGGGCUCCUGGCUAAAAUGCUCAAAGAAACUUGCCUGGACUACGGAGAUGUCAUCCACUGAUGCAGCUCGCCCUGAGGGAUGCGCGGUGACCUGCUUCAUGAUGCACGGAGGGAUGCAGCACAGUGAUGGAGCUGCGCGCUAGAAAAUUCUUGGGGCCUUUUCCCAAGCACAAGUCAAAGAGACUCUUGCAACGGCGUCUCAGUGAUGAACACUGCAUUUUAAAAAUGCGUUUUUUUUACCUGCACCUUGAAGGUGUUCUUAAUGGUUCAUAAAAGUAUUGACUGUGUGAUGAGAGACUGGUGCCGAAGAUAUUGCCUGAAAAUGUUGCCUGUAUUGUUUGCAAACAAAUGCCUUGUCUCUGUACCAGUUUUACUUUGUGAUACCUGCUAUCUCUUUAUUAGUGGCCACUAAUUUAUUUGUCAAAAUGUUAUGAAAACACCAGCUCAUGACUUUUCUAAAAGUUAUUUUUCAAUUUCUAUAAUAAAUUAUGAACUC
Sardina pilchardus (European sardine) is the source of this 1014-nucleotide messenger RNA. RefSeq names its product transcriptional and immune response regulator a (gene tcima). Lineage: Eukaryota; Metazoa; Chordata; Actinopteri; Clupeiformes; Clupeidae. The transcript has a single exon. Gene Ontology annotation, biological process: endothelial cell activation involved in immune response; negative regulation of Notch signaling pathway. The record is from RefSeq and is a predicted model, not a curated record. Bases 98 to 400 code for a protein of 100 amino acids. Gene Ontology annotation, cellular component: cytosol; nucleus. Gene Ontology annotation, molecular function: Notch binding.